Molecule: messenger RNA, 1491 nt
Organism: Colletotrichum lupini
Lineage: Eukaryota; Fungi; Ascomycota; Sordariomycetes; Glomerellales; Glomerellaceae
Product: cytochrome P450 4A5
Exons: 8
Coding region: 1-1491 (496 amino acids)
Molecular function (GO): heme binding; oxidoreductase activity, acting on paired donors, with incorporation or reduction of molecular oxygen; iron ion binding
Source: RefSeq, a predicted model, not a curated record
AUGGAGACUCAGAACGCGACGGUCAAUUGGCACUAUUCCAGUCCCCAAGUCGCUGCCAUCAUCUCUGCAAUCUUAUGUUUGCUGGCGAUCCCUCUCAUUUACAAUGUGAUCUUCCACCCUCUGGCCCGAGUCCCGGGGCCUUUCUUGGCCAAGUUCAACGACUUCUGGCACGCAUACCAACUAUACACAAAUAUGAGACAUGAGACGCUCUGUCCUUUGGUGCGCUUGGGCCCGAGCACUGUCUCUGUGAACACCACAGAAGGAUUCCAAAAGGUUUACUCGGCGACAUCACCAAUCGACAAGUCGCCAUUCUAUCAGAGCUUCACCCCAGGUUUCCAAAGUAGUUUCUCUUCGAUGGGUCUUGCGUACAAAGAGAAGAAGUCUAUUCUCUCUCAAGCAUUUGCUCAGAAGAAGCUAGACGCCAUGGAACCAGCAUUCAUGGAGCAUAUUUGGAAGCUUUGCGACGUGAUGAAAAGUCAAGCUAAGGUCAAUUUAGAUGAUUGUUUAUCAGCCUUGACAGUUGACAUCUUAUCGGACGUUUGUUUCGGCGAAACGUUUGAUUUACUUCACAAUCCCACAGAGAAGGCGAACAUCAGCGAUGGUUUAGUGCAGGCAGCAAAAUUUGUCUCAUUGCGCCUAAUUCGAAAGUUCUCGUACAACCAUACGACGCGGGGCUAUCCAGCGAAGAUGGCGAUUGGCGCCAUGAUCAAACAGAGACAGAAUCCUUCGGGUAGGCAAGACAUAUUCAAUUACCUACUUACGGCUAAAAGUCCCACCACCGGUACGCCGUUUCCUGAUCGUGAGCUGUUCGGUGAAGCGAUCGUCAUGUUUGUAGCAGGGUCUGAUACCACAUCUACUGCGCUGUUGACAAUAUUGUGGCAUCUGUUGGCUCAUAAAGAUGCAUAUGACAAGGUGGCCUUGGAGGUUAGAUCUACAGUCACGACGCGUGAUGAAUUGAACUACCACAAGAUUCAGCACCUACCAUAUCUAAGAGCUGUGAUUGAGGAAGGAUUGAGAAUCUUCCCACCGAAUGCAGGUUUCAUUCCGAGACAGGUACUCCAAUCCGACGGAGCCUUCGUUCUCCACGGCAUACCUCUGCCAGUGGGAACGGAAGUCGGCGUUGCAAACAUGGCGAUGCAUAGGAACCCCAAGUAUUUUGAACGACCAAACGACUUCAUUCCAGAACGCUGGAUCGGCGAUGGCCAUUCUGCGGUAAAGGAUAAAUCAGCUUUCUCUCCCUUCUCCAAGGGCCCAAGGGCGUGCCUCGGAAGAACAAUGGCAUACAUGGAGAUGUCUAUAGCUUUGGCAGCAAUGUUUUUGGAGAUGGACAUGGAAUUUGAGGAUCACGGUUCUGAGGCAAGACAGGGUUACACAGCGACGGAUUCUUUCGUUCUCGCAAUCUGGAGGGCAUUUGAGUCUUUUCUCUCGUGGGAAGCAGCCCCUCUGUUGCGAUCUCAGCAAAGCGACAGGGGCUGCAGCAGAAGCCGCUAA